AUGGAAUUAAAAGAAAUUUUCAAUAAAAAUAACUCAUUUAUCCUCGUGGGAUUCUUAGACCUUCCACAACUACAUUACACCCUGCUGGUGAGUUUCUAUCUCAUAUAUAUUCUAACUUUAUUAGGAAACAUUAUUAUUAUAGUGGUGGUGUCAAUGAAUAACCCUCUGCAGAGCCCUAUGUAUUACUUCCUUUGCAACCUGGCAUUUCUGGAUAUUUGCUACACCACAACCACCCUUCCUAAACUCAUCCAGCUGCACUCAGAACAAGAUGGAACCAUUUCUUUUGCUUCCUGCCUAUUGCAGCAAUAUUUUUACAUCUCAUUUGCAGUUUCUGAAUAUUUUCUUCUGGCUGCUAUGUCUUAUGACAGAUAUGUCGCCAUCUGCAAACCCCUGCACUACUCAGUGGUGAUGAAUCCAAAAAUUUGUGUCCUACUGGCAAAAAGUUGUUGGAUUAUAGGGUUUGUAAGUUCGUCAGUGCCUGUUUCCUUCUCGUCCAGCUUUCAUUUUUGCAAUUCUAAAAUGAUUAACCAUUUCUUCUGUGACCUGACGGCACUGCUGAAACUAGCUUGCAAUAAGAUCUCAGAUAUUCAAGUAGUGAUCUUUAUAGAGAGCAUUACAUUGGCUCUUCUCCCAUUUUUGUUCACUUUGGCUUCAUAUGCAACUAUUGUGCAUAGCAUUCUGGGCAUCCACUCUAAAACUGGGAGAAGCAAAGCCUUCUCUACAUGUGCAUCACACCUUACUGUAGUUGGUCUCUUCUAUGGGAUCAUGAUUGGGGUCUACAUGCGCCCAAGCUCCAUGUAUUUUCCAGCCCAUGACAAGCUCUUCGCAUUGCUCUACACAGCUGUCAUUCCUAUGCUAAACCCCAUCAUCUACACCUUAAGGAACACUGAGGUGACAGAUGCCCUUAGGAAAACAGUAACCGUUUAUUUAAUAAGAUGGCUCAUCGGGCUACAAGAACAUAUUGAUGACUUUGCCAUUGUCUUGUGUCACUUCUUAUCAAAGUCUUUGAGACAAAACUUUGCAUUGUUAUUAAAUGUCUGUUGUCAACCAAAGAAGGAUCCAAAGGGUUUCAAUGUCUAA
Messenger RNA from Xenopus laevis (African clawed frog), 1080 nucleotides. RefSeq names its product olfactory receptor 2G3. The record is from RefSeq and is a predicted model, not a curated record. The coding region runs from base 1 to 1080 and encodes 359 amino acids. NCBI's taxonomy places the organism in Eukaryota, Metazoa, Chordata, Amphibia, Anura, Pipidae. The transcript has a single exon.